Molecule: messenger RNA, 1424 nt
Organism: Vitis riparia (riverbank grape)
Lineage: Eukaryota; Viridiplantae; Streptophyta; Magnoliopsida; Vitales; Vitaceae
Product: NAC domain-containing protein 2-like
Exons: 3
Coding region: 105-1001 (298 amino acids)
Biological process (GO): regulation of DNA-templated transcription
Molecular function (GO): DNA binding
Source: RefSeq, a predicted model, not a curated record
UAAGUUUCAAGCGCCGUCUUGGCUCAGAGCAAAGCCGUGAGAGAAGAGAAAAAAAAGGUCAGGGAGAAACAUUCAUUCAAGAGAGGAAGGAGAGAGAAGCUAAGAUGACAGCGGAGUUGCAGUUACCUCCAGGCUUCAGGUUCCAUCCGACGGAUGAGGAGCUUGUGAUGCACUAUCUGUGCCGUAAAUGUGCAUCGCAAUCGAUCGCCGUGCCGAUCAUUGCCGAAAUUGAUCUCUACAAAUUCGAUCCCUGGCAGCUUCCUGAGAUGGCCUUGUACGGAGAGAAAGAGUGGUACUUCUUUUCGCCGAGAGAUCGGAAAUAUCCGAACGGUUCAAGGCCGAACCGGGCAGCGGGAACAGGGUACUGGAAGGCCACCGGAGCGGAUAAGCCUAUUGGGCAUCCGAAGCCGGUUGGGAUUAAGAAGGCUUUGGUUUUUUAUGCCGGAAAAGCCCCCAGGGGAGAGAAGACAAAUUGGAUUAUGCAUGAAUACCGGCUGGCAGACGUGGACCGGUCGGCUCGCAAGAAGAAUAAUAGCUUAAGGUUGGACGAUUGGGUUCUGUGCCGCAUAUACAACAAGAAGGGCAUUGUCGAGAAACAACACACCGCUGCCCGGAAAUCAGAUUGCUCCGAUGUUGAGGAUCAAAAGCCUGGACCUCUUGCUCUAAGCAGGAAGGCAGGUGCGAUGCCUCCACCUCCGCCGCCGUCGACUACGGCACCAACUGCGACAGCGGCACUGGACGAUUUGGUGUACUUCGACUCAUCGGAUUCGGUGCCGCGCCUCCACACCGACUCGAGCUGUUCGGAGCACGUGGUGUCGCCGGAGUUCACGUGCGAGAGGGAGGUGCAGAGCGAGCCCAAGUGGAAGGAGUGGGAAAAUCCCAUGGACUUUUCGUACAAUUACAUGGAUGCCACAGUUGACAACGCAUUUUUGUCUCAGUUCCCGAAUAAUCAGAUGUCGCCAUUGCAGGACAUGUUCAUGUACCUGCAGAAGCCCUUCUGAUCUGUCAUCGCAUCAAAAGGCCAACACACUAUCUUUCGGUGGACACUGUAGCACGCGAUUCCCGCAUCGUAACACGAGACUGAAGACUCAGGUCCAUGAGUGUGCACGUGCGAGAGGUUUGGCGGCUACCAAGCAGUUAGGUUAUUGGAAUUAGAGUAACUCGGUCCACCUUGAAGCGUAUCAAAGUGUUUUGGGCCGUUGAUUGCGGCGAUCGGACGGUACAUGUUAGAUUUUGCCUAUGAUAAUACACAGUGAUCACCCCCACAACGUGUAUAUAUGUCGAUGUGUGUAUAUACAUGAAAAUUCUGGGAUGGGACAGGGGCCCAUGAGUCCAUGGCCCCUUCUAAAUUCUAAUACUUGUACCAGUUCUUUCCUUCUAAAGUAGGUGAUUUUAUAUUUAAAUCAUUUAAAUUUACACUCUCA